Molecule: messenger RNA, 4296 nt
Organism: Tetranychus urticae (two-spotted spider mite)
Lineage: Eukaryota; Metazoa; Arthropoda; Arachnida; Trombidiformes; Tetranychidae
Gene: Cdk5alpha
Product: Cdk5 activator-like protein
Biological process (GO): axon guidance
Cellular component (GO): growth cone; protein kinase 5 complex; cytoplasm
Molecular function (GO): cyclin-dependent protein serine/threonine kinase activator activity; protein kinase binding
Source: RefSeq, a predicted model, not a curated record
GAAAGAGUAACUGAAUUAUUCCCUGUCAUGCCCUUUUCAUUCAAGAACUAAUCUUAACCUUUUUGUGUUUUGUGUAUAUUGUUUGCGUCCCAAUAUCAUCUAAUUUUUAUGUAAAACAAACCAUGAAACAAUUAAUUUAAUCCUAUCUCGAUACCAUUUACUAAUUGUGUGUUAACCAUUAUUGUGACCAGUAAAUAGGAUCAUUGUUUGGGCUUGCUGGGUUCAAUUGUUUAACUUAACAAUCGCCAAUCCAUACCGUUAACAUCAAAUCAUCUCAACACCAAUAACCCUCAUCUUGUUUACCUUUUACCCUAACCCUACAAAUUUUACACUAAUUUUGCUCUUCCUUUAAAAUUACAAUUGUGUUUAUUUAUCAUCAUAUUUAGUUGAAAAUUAAAACUGUGAAAUCAAAAUUAAUUUUGAUAUUGAUUUGUUUUCCUCCCAAUGAUCAGUCUUUGCUGAUCAAGUUUACUUUCAAGCGGCUUCACUUGCUUUUCAAUUUUCCAAUCAAUCAUCUUUACCUUCAAUUCAACAAUUAAAGGACGAUAAAAGGUUUACUAUUUCAUUUGUUAAACAAAAUCAAUUUGAUGAUCUCAACAUGAAUUAAUGUUCAUACAGCAACAUUGUACAUUCACAGUAUUAUUGGUAACCUAUCAAUUGUUUCCUUGUUUUAAUACCCUAACAACUAAUGAUUUCAAGCAACAAUAACUUGAUCAUAAUUGGAAACGAGCCGGUAAACAUUUGAUUUAACAUUUGAAGUAACCUUUCCAAUUUUACUUUUCAACGCGCAAACCAAUUUUUGGCACAAAGUCGGGUUACAUUUGGAUCUUGGUGAGCCACUGAUUUUGUUCAAUCAUGGGAAUGAUAAUGAGCAUUUCCCGAGACCGUAAAAUGGUUGUUUAUGCUGAUGGUAACGGGACUGGACCAGUGGCUGGAUUUGAUUUGAACAACUACAACUUUGCCGAUCCCCAUUCAGGCAAGAUUAAACUGACCAAAGGACUGAUUGGUUCAGCAUCAGGUCCAACUGAAAACAACAAGACUAAACAUAAUCAUUCAAAUCAUCCAAAGAAACACUCUAUUUUCAUUUCAGCACUCAAUUUAGGUAAACAUUUAAGUGUAGCAACCAAAAAGAAAGCUGAAAAAGCAGCCAAACAUGAUAAAAAUGAGAAGGAAAAGGUGGACAAAAAGGGUUCAAAUAAAUUGUAUAAUAGCAACAAUAAUAACAAUCAACAGCAAUCAUCACUAACCAAUAACAACAAUAAUAGAGUUUAUUUGAACUCAAGUACCAAAGAUGCUAACCUGAAUAACAUUAAUGCCAACAACAAUAAAGACAGUUCAAUUGGUGGUCCAUUGGAGUGUGUUGAUAAUUUGAAUGCCGAUUCCUUGGUAAAUAAUGCUAGAAAUAAUCAAAUGUCAAAAUCAUUGUCUUGUUACAAUUUGAAGUCUGGAUUGAUCACAAAUAACAUUGAGAUUGUGAAAAAUUGUUCAAAAGACAUUGAAAAUCAAAGGCCAUUCAAGAAACGAAACCCAUUUUUAUCAUCAUCAACAACAUCAUCAUCAACCACAACAACAACAGCAACAACAACAUCACUGGGAGCUCCACUAAUUAACUCAUCAAACUUAAAUACAACAACCGUUUCUACUGGAUUAACCUCAUCCACAUCUUCAUGUUCAUCCAACAAUACAACUUCAAGCUCAUCAAGCUGUUCAGCCUCAUCGAUAAUAACCAAUAAAUUAGCUACAAUUAACAAUAACAAUAACCAUCGCAAUGACGUUAUCAUGUCUAACAUUUCCUUGGGUCGUUCAAUGGGUCCAGCUUUACCUCCCAAGCCAACAAUCUUACUGUCCAAAAACUCAAUACGACCCAGCUGUAACAGUUACAUACCCAAUCCAGCGAUAGGCCUAAGGAAUGGUAUCACAUUAACCAACAACAAUAUAAUCAACUCUAAUGCCAACAACAAUAUUAACCACAGUAAUCAUAAUAAUCAUGAAUCAAAUCGUAUUAGUCCAAGAAACCAUCUCAGGAAAACAGUGAUUCAAGCUUCAACUUCUGAAUUACUUCGAUGUCUUGGUGAUUUCCUAUCAAAAAGGUGUCCAAAGCUGAAAACAUUCCAAUCCGGAGAUGCAGUAAUGUGGCUACGAGCUGUUGAUCGAUCACUUCUUUUACAAGGAUGGCAGGAUAUUGCAUUUAUCAAUCCGGCCAAUGUUGUAUUCCUUUAUAUGUUACUCAAAGAAUUGAUCAAAGAAGAUAUAGACUCGGAGUGUGAGCUUCAGGCAACUGUAUUAACCUGCCUUUACCUUUCCUACGCAUACAUGGGAAAUGAAAUAUCCUACCCAUUGAAACCAUUUCUCAUGGAAACAGAUAAUAAGGAUAAAUUCUGGGAUCGUUGUCUACUUAUAAUCAAUAUGCUCAGUGGUAAAAUGCUUCGGAUAAACAGUGAACCAGGCUUUUUUACCGAAAUCUUUACGGAACUUAAAGGAUGCCAAUACUCAAAUGGACAUAUACUCAAUGGAUCUAAUACUUUAUUCAAUUAGAUAGUGGGAAAUCUCUUCAACCUUUUUAAUAAUGUGAAAUCAUACGUAAAAGAGGAAAAAUCAGCAAACAUCGAUCUAAGAUCUGGCAGUCCAGAACUGAACUCAAUGUAGAUAUCAGUGUUUAAAGAUCACUUUUCCCAAAAGCUUGCAAUCCCUUUCAUUUUCCUCAUACAAUCACUCUAAAUAAGCAUAAAAUGCAUUGCAUAUCCCAUUGCAAACACUCACUAAGCAAUUAUACUCAUUACCAUUUACCUACAUUCCAAAUACUCCAAUUUUAUUUAGGGCCACCAUUUUGUAAACUAUCAUUCCUCAACUUUUAUUUAACCUCUCAUCUUCCCGAUUAGCUUGCUUACUCACAUAUGUUUGCUGUCUUUAAUCUUUUACACUUGAAUACUGAUGAAAGUGAUAAAGAUGAAAUUAAACAAACAAUAAGGCCGAUCCGUGCAACAAUUAGAUAUAUUUAUCACUUUCUUAACCAGAAAUGAUUUCUUGUUUUUGGAUUGUAGUCAUUGACUGUGAAAGGUUCAAGUAAAAUGUGUUUUGUCUUGUUCAGAUUGAUUCAAUGAAGCUAGUCAGGCCAGUAUCUCAAGAAUAAUUUGUUUAUUUCUGUGCCAUUUUUGUGUAUUCAUGUACAUUUUAUAAAUCAGUCUACAAAACAUCAACAAGCACACAUUUAACUUAACUUUCAAUACCAUUUGAUUACAUUGUGAUUAAAUCGUCAUUCAACUUACUACAAAUUUUGUCCACCAAACAAAAAGCCAAAGAAUCAAGCCGUUAAAAGGAUUCGAAUCAUCAAAACAAGAAGCCAACAAUCAAUAGGAGUCUAUUAUUGAUGAUUUUUUUUCUGAGAUAAUUAAGUGAACCCUUUAAAACCAGACAAAACAAUUUGCUCAGUCAACAAAGAAUACAAUUAUAUUAUUAUCUACUGAUAGACUUAAAAAGCCAAAGAAAUGAAAUCUCAAGAAAGGAAAAUUAAAAUUGUAAAAUGACAGAGUUAAGUUUGUUUCAUUAUUAUCAUGAUAAUUUAAUAGUCUCCAUAAUCAGCAAUUUGAACCGUUGAUUAUCAUGACAAUUAUUGAUUAAUCGAAACAUAAUAAUCAAAAUUGUAAAAAAUUAAGUGUAAUUUACGUUUGAAGGCAAAGGAUUUUAAAGAUGAUGGUAUACAAUGGAUGGUGUAUUAGCUAACUGCGUAAAGGGUUACUAAUGAAAAAUCCCAAACUGAAUCUCUUGUGAAUAAUGUAAAUUGAAUUGUUCAAAUCAUUGAUUUGGGAUCUGAUAAAUUGUAAAGGGAUAAAAGACAAUUUGUCAAAUUGAAACAAUCAACAAUGAAAAUGAAGACAAUACAAGAGUAAAUCAACAAAUCAUCAGAAUCAACCAAAAAGUGAUUUGUACAAUAAUGUCAAAAAAGUCGAUUGUUGUCGAUUUAAAUCAAUUUCAGUUUCUUUUGUUUCCUCACCAAUCAACAAUUAACUAAAUCAUUAUUGUAAACAAACCUCAUCUAAAACCAAGAAGACAACCAACUAAUCGUCUUAUGUAAACCCAACCCUCUCUAGUCCUGUAAAUUGACAAUUUAAGUUAGUAAAUAUAACUUCAAUUGAUUCAGUUUCAUCUCCACUAUUCCCUCCUUCAAUUUGCUGUUACCAUAUGACGAUUACUCCCAACAAAUGAAAACAAACAAUAAUGUUUAAAUCAAUUUUAGACUCAAUUUGAUUGUCACUCCUAACUAAAUAAACUACACUGGUUGUACUUACACUAGAAAAA